Molecule: messenger RNA, 3028 nt
Organism: Chrysoperla carnea
Lineage: Eukaryota; Metazoa; Arthropoda; Insecta; Neuroptera; Chrysopidae
Gene: goe
Product: protein gone early
Exons: 13
Coding region: 38-2353 (771 amino acids)
Biological process (GO): protein processing
Cellular component (GO): plasma membrane
Molecular function (GO): metalloendopeptidase activity
Source: RefSeq, a predicted model, not a curated record
UUUGUGCGUGUUUAUUAAAAAUAAAAAUAAAUAAAAAAUGUCAAAUAAUUCAAGUCCAGUGUUAGAAAAGAAAUUAACUUUAGAUAAUAAUGGUAUAGAAUCACAAACACAACCAAAUAAUAUCAAUGAAAAUGAUCCAUGUUUAAAAACAUCAGCACGUAAGGAUCGUAGAAAAUUUUAUGAACGAACUGAAGAGAAAUUACGUGAAAAAUCUGGUUUAUCACGACGUGGACUUAUUAUUGCUGGUGUUGUGUUAUUUAUAUUAUUCAUUUUGUUUAUUAUUGUGAUUGUGUUAGGUAUAUGUUGGCCGCGUACACCGCAUGAACGACAAUUUCCAAUUUGUGAGGAUGCUGCAUGUUUGCGAGCUGUUGCUCAGAUUCGUGAAGGAUUAAAUACAACAAUAUCACCUUGUGAUGACAUUUUACAAUGGGGUUGUGGAAAUUGGCUACAAACACAUGCUAUCCCGUUGGAAAAUAAUCACUGGAGUCGUCGAGUGGAACUUUAUAAACAAGAAUUAGUUCGCACACAUGAAUUAAUAUCCACAAUUCCACAACCGUUAGAUCGUAAAUCGAUAAAAUUUAAAAUUAAACGAUUUUACGAUUCGUGUAUGAAUGAAGAAGUAAUUGAAGCUGAUGGUAUUCAAGUAUUGAAUAGAAGAAUACAUGAUUUAGAUGGAUGGCAUGUGCUACGUGAAUGGAAUAUAAACGACUCGGAUUAUCGUCGUGUUUUGGAACAAUUAUUUGCUAAAUUUGGUGUAACACCCUUUUUUAAAAUCACCGUGGUGCCUCAUCCUCAUAUACCAGAAAAAAAUGUAAUACAAAUUGAACCAGCUGGCUUAGGCCUACCUGAUAAAAGUUUUUAUUAUUUAGAAUCAAAUGAUAAGGUUGUUCAAGCAUACAAAAGACUUAUUCGUGAUGUCGUUAUCAUUUUUCAAGCUUCAAGCCGGCAAGCAAAUACUUUCGGCGAAGACAUGUUUCAUUUUGAAAAACGUUUAGCAGAAAUCACACCGGAUACAGUUGCACUUCAAGAUCCAGUGGCAUUGUACAAUUUAAUUAGUGUUUCCGAAUUAAAAAUUACUGCUGGUUCUAUUCCUCUAGAAUCAAUUCUACAAGCUAUUUUUCCAGAUGGAAGGAUAUCCGACGAUACAGAAGUUUUAGUAACAUCAAUGGAUUAUUUGUCAUCUGUGUCCGCUUUAAUUUCUACAACUGAACGAAGUUCUUUAAAUAAUUAUUUUAUGUGGACAUUUACAAGAGAGUAUUUACCAUUCUUGUCAUCAAACAUUUUAGCUGAAUUGAAUGAAUAUAUUUCAGAAGUUACAGGUGUUCGAAGGCCAAUAGAACGUUGGGAAUUAUGCAUUGAAACCACACGAAAAUUCAUUGGUUUAGGAGUUGAAUCAAUUCUGGAAAAUGAUAAAUAUAUUCCUGACAAAGAUUUAAUUAUUGUUGAUGACAUUUUCGAAUCAGUACGCACUGCUGCUAAAGCUAUUGUGGCAGACAUGGAUUAUCCACCCGAAUUAGAUAAACAUAUUAAAUAUAAGCUUACGUCAAUGUCACUGCAAAUUGGUUUACCUUCAAAUGUUCUAAGUGAGAAAUAUUUGUCAGACUAUUACGAAAAAUUAUUCAUUCAGAAAGCAAAUUUAUUCCAAAGUGUUUUACAUGCUUUUAAUUUCUUAAAUAAUGAAAAGGAACGGCGUUAUAAUGAACCAAAGUCUGAAGAUAAAAUUAUUCCGUAUUUGGUCCAACAAAAUCCUGAAGUUUCUUAUGCAAGUGCUGCUAAUACAAUUGUUGUGCCGAAACUAUUUUUGAAAGAACCAUUCUUUAAUUCAGGAUAUCCAAGAUCGGUAAAUUUUGCACGAUUGGCACUUGAAAUGGCAAAAGCAUUAACGUCUGCAAUACUUCCCUAUGGUUCAACAUGGAGAGCUGAAAAUUCUAUUUUAACAAAAUAUCAUCCUGCGUAUAACGAAACAUUAGUAACCACAAUGGAACCGGUUCAAUGUUUAACGAAUAUAAUUAAUGCUGAUAAUAUUACAACACAUUUGUUUAAUUUGACCGCUUUGAAUGCAUUGAAACAUAUAGUUGCUGUUAAUAUUGCUCAUAGGGCGUUAUCAAUAUCAUUGGUCAAUCAACAGCAUACUCAUCAACCAACUUUAGAAACUUACGAAGAUUCAACUCUCUUUUUCUUAACUUAUGUCCAGGGUCAAUGUUCGAAGUAUCUACCAGAAUAUGAAUUUUUAGAAAAUAAUGUUAAAUAUCAAUUAACAGAUUUACAACAGUUAAAAUUAUCAUGGAGUCAAGUUGAUAAUUUUAUCAAAUUAGUUGGAUGUGAUUCAAAUGUGAAUAGACAGUGUUUUUAAUUACAUUUUGUGAUAAAAUUUUAUUAAAGUAUAAUAUUUAUUUAUGAAAAAAUUAUUUAAUUCAAUUUAUGAUUGUGUGAUUGAAAACAUGGAACAUCGAGUGGAUAAUAUGCUUCCGAGUAUUGAAUACAAAACAACUAUUGAAUUGUCGGAGUCGGAUUUUUUCUUAAAGAAACAAUAAAAUUCAAUCGCAGCUAAUAAAGUCUAUUUACAUAAUUCGAUCUCUCGAAAAUCGUUUAUUUAUCGGCAGCAUCACCUAUAAUAAUUAAUAAUAAUACAUCGUUUUAGUAAAAAUAUUUUAGUUAUCGAUAUUUAAGUUGAAAAUCACGAAAGAUGUGCUACGUUUUACUUGAAUUAGCUAUAAACUGCCAGUAUAGAUUGAUAAAACUAAGACUUAGUUGCAACAAGCAGCCCUGUCAGCCUUGUAAUACCAGCCAUCAAGCUGGAGAAGUGGGGCUAGGUGGAAAAAGAAAAAGUUUCGAAAGUAUUCUAAGAUUGAUUUUUUCUCUUCCUCAAUUGUAUUCAAGGAAUCAAAAUUACUAACAGUUUUAUUUCAUGAAUUACCUUUUCUUUUCGGUUUAUCAUUUCCUAUCCACUUUUGGUGCUUUUCUGUUUUCAUUCACUAUUUGAAAUAUUUAAUUUUCAAUGCAAUUUCCAAAAGAAAAACAAAACGAG